CCCUUCUUAAAACCAACUCCAACUACACAAUCCCAAAAGCCAAAUCCCACCGUUUCAAAAUUACCAACUUCAACGAGCUAGUGACCGAAGAUGGCUACUGAAAUCACAAACGCCGCGACUCUAAGCAAGCCCAACUCUGCCGUAACAAGGCCCUUGAAGCCACUAACCCGAGCCUACGUCACCUUCCUCGCCGGGGAUGGGGACUACGUGAAGGGUGUGGUGGGGCUGAUGAAAGGCCUGAGGAAGGUGAGGAGCAAGUACCCGCUGGUGGUGGCCGUCCUGCCGGAUGUGCCCAAGGAGCACAGCAAGAUCCUGGCGGAUCAAGGAUGCAUUGUACGGGAGAUCGAAGCGGUUUCUCUGCCCGAGAAGUACCAGAACCAGUUUGCCAGGGCCUAUUAUGCCAUUAACUACUCUAAGAUCCGUAUCUGGGGGUUCGUGGAGUAUAGCAAGAUGAUCUACCUAGAUGGCGAUGUACAAGUCUACGACAACAUUGACGACCUCUUCGACCUCCCUGACGGACACUUCUAUGCCGUGAUGGACUGCCUCUGCUAUGCAUACAACCAACGGUGUCCCGAUGCGCUCCAGUGGCCUGAGGCUGAGCUGGGCCCUCCCCCUGCCAUCUACUUCAAUGCGGGCAUGUUUGUGCUCGAACCUAGCCUCUCCACCUACCGCGACCUCAUCAGGACCCUUGAGAUCACCCCGCCUACACCCUUCGCAGAGCAGGACUUCUUGAACAUAUACUUCAGGGAUACCUACCACCCGAUUCCUCCUAUCUAUAACCUUGUGAUAGCCAUGCUGUGGCGGCACCCCGAGUUUGUCGAGCUCGAGAGGGUCAAGGUUGUGCACUACUGCUAUGCCGGUUCAAAGCCAUGGAGGUACACGGGGAAGGAGGAGAACAUGGACCGAGAUGACAUUAAGAUGCUAGUGAAGAAGUGGUGGAAUAUUUACAAUGACGAGUCCUUGGAUUACAAGAACUAUGUAUGCAGCACCGGCGGUGGAUCAUACCGAGCCUGUGAACCCGCAAACCUUCUCACCAGCCCUAUAAGGGGCUGGCGUCCUUCAUUACGUAACGGACCGAUUGGCCAUUUAGACCCAUUUUAGUCCGGUUCCAGCCAUAGUCUUCGACUAUUGUACUCUAUACUAGAGAACGGUCACCCUACCUACGGAAUUUGAAUUAUAAAUCACGUAAUGUUCAUCCA
Messenger RNA from Punica granatum (pomegranate), 1199 nucleotides. The record is from RefSeq and is a predicted model, not a curated record. NCBI's taxonomy places the organism in Eukaryota, Viridiplantae, Streptophyta, Magnoliopsida, Myrtales, Lythraceae.